ACAUCACGCGUAGUUUUCCCUUUUGCAGCAGAAUGAGACCUAUGAUACAGUCAUUGAAUUUUUAAACAAGAACGAAUUGAGGGGCUGGUUGGAAAGCAGCAUGUCACAUGGACAUCCACCGGUUCCGCGCUAGGGAGAGAAGCGCCGCUUUCUGGAAUCCAGUAGUCAAAGGGAAUUUGAAUAGAAGGUCUUACUAAGCGGAGUUCCAACCGCAGAUCAAGAGAGACCAAAACGCAAAGUAGGCUAUUGUAAUCUGAGCGAAAUAGGGAUUUUAUCAAAAGGCAUUUGUUGUCAAGACUGCAAUGAAUACGAACGAUGCAAAGGAAUAUCUCUCAAGAAGGGAGAUACCUCAACUGUUUGAGAGCCUGCUGACAGGUUUGAUGUAUUACCGACCAGAAGACCCUAUCGAUUACCUGGAGACUUGCCUGAAGAAAGUUAGAGAUCUUGGAGGCACCGAUAAAGUCAGAUGGGACACCUUUGUGGGGCAAGAGAAGAAGUCUUUGCCACCUCUCAACGGAGGCCAGUCACGGAGGUCUUUUUUUCGUAAUGUUCUGCCCGACAGCCCCAACUUCCCCUACAGGAGGUACGAGCGCCUCCCCCCAAUCCACCAGUUCUCCAUCGAGAGUGACUCAGACCUGUCAGAGACAGCGGAGCUCAUCGAGGAGUACGAGGUCUUUGAUCCAUCCAGGCCCCGCCCCAAAGUGAUCCUUGUCAUUGGUGGUCCUGGCAGUGGCAAAGGCACGCAGUGUCUGAAGAUCGCCGAGCGCUACGGCUUUGAGUACGUCUCUGUGGGGGAGCUGCUGAGGAAGAAGAUGAUCCACAACGCCAACGGCAACAGGAAAUGGAGCCUGAUUGCAAAGAUCAUCACCAACGGGGAACUGGCUCCACAGGAGACAACUAUUACGGAAAUAAAACAGAAAAUUAUGAAGAUACCGGAUGCUACCGGAAUUGUAAUCGACGGCUUCCCGCGUGAUGUUGGACAGGCACUAUCCUUUGAAGAUCAAAUCUGCACCCCAGACCUGGUGGUGUUCCUGGCCUGCACCAACCACCGCCUGAAGGAGCGGCUGAAGAGGCGGGCGGAGCAGCAGGGUCGCCCGGACGACAACCCCAAGGCCACCGAGCGCCGCCUCACCAACUUCAAGCAGAACGCCAUCCCUCUGGUCAAAUACUUCCAGGAGAAAGCGUUAAUCGUCACACUAGAUGCUGACAGGGAGGAGGAGGACGUCUUCUUUGACAUCAGCCUGACUGUGGACAACAAGCUCUUUCCCACCAAAGAACCAGUGGCAGGCCCUAGUGAGCUUGACCUUAGUUUGCUGUCAGACACCACAAGCCUGACAGAGGCAGACGAACCCUCCAAACUUGAUGAGCAGGCAGAUGAAGAGGUGGCAGCAUGUGCAGGGUGUUCAACAGAGACAGUCGGCAUGCCGGUGGAUCCGAAGAAACCAAAGGUCAUCUUCGUGAUCGGCGGUCCUGGCUCAGGGAAGGCUCUGCAGUGCGAGCGUCUGGAGGAGCGGUACGGCUUGAGACGCCUGACCCCUGGGGAGAUCUUAUGCAACGAGCUCCAGUCUCACAGCGAGAGGAGCCGAUACCUACGAGACCUGCUGGAGGGAGGAGAGACACUGCCAGAGGAUACCCUGUUGGACCUGUUGUGUGAAUCCAUGGCUGCCCCCACCCGUCAUGGAAAAAACUUUCUAAUCAGCGGUUUCCCACGAGACCUUCGACAGGCGGAAGAGUACGAAGUCAAGAUGGGUCAGCCCAGCCUGGUGCUGCUGUUGGAGUGUUCGGCCGACACGCUGACCGGCCGGCUGCAGCAGAGGGCCAGGACGGCGCUGCGCUCGCAGGACGGCCGGGACACGGAGCAGGACGUCCAGAGGAGGGUGGAGAGCUUCUGCAGCACCAGCCAGCCCGUGGCCUCCCACUACAAACACAGAGGCCUGCUGCACAAGGUGGAUGCGGAGAGGCCCCCGGACGAGGUGUUUGAGCAGAUCUGUGGGGUCCUGGAUAACUGCUAGAGGCUCCCAAGGCUCUGAAGUCAUGCUGCUGCCCCCAAGUGGAGCAGACGCUCAAAUUCUCCACCUGAGCUUGCAACGUCACGGCACACGGAAAUCCACCAGCGCACACAUACACACAUACAUACACACACACACGCAUACACACACACAUACACACACACACACACACACACACACACACACACGCACACACACACACACACACACACACACACACACACACACACACACACAUGCACACACACAGACACACAGACACACAGACACACACUCACACACACACACACACACACGCACGCACAUGCACACAUACAUCUCCUGUUCUCCUGUUCAGUCUCCUCUUCUGUUUGUGCUGUCUAGCCCAUUGCUCACGACUAAAAAAGGUCCAGCAUUGAAAAUACAAUACAACCUUGACACUCGUGUUCCCCUCUGCAAUCCCUCUCUCUCUCUCCCUCUCUCUCUCUCUCUCUCGCUCUUUCUAUUUCAGUUCAUUGCAUCGCUGCCACUGAGAAAUAUACAUCAUGACUUGUUGCUACCGCUAAGCCCAGCUCCCUGUCUGUCAAGUGUUCAGGCAAUCCACAGAGAUCAGAGCUUUGCUGUUAUUACUUUCACCAACAAAUGUAUCAGAUGGCCUAGGGGUGUACAUUGCCUGUCUGUAACUGUUCUUAUGUACUUAUCCAUUGAUGCUUUACAUAGUGUCGGGCAUGCAAAUUCCAGCUAUGGUGACAAAUCAGACAUUUGCCUCUGUGUGUUUUAAGACCAAAACAAUCUGGAGAUAAACAACGUAGAGAAUUCUUGGGAUUAUUAUUAUUAUUAUUAUUAUUAUUUUGUCUAACUGCAGUGUGUUCAGCAUCAUGUAACUCGUGCAUUUGGAUUCAAUAAAGGCGUUUCAUAUGGAGAUGUGUUGGUUGUCCUUCAGCACCUCAUGGAGGGGUGAUGGUGAAUGAAUUUACACAGGAAGGAUGCCUGAAACAGUUAGUUGAUGGAUUUGGCUGUGAAUCACAUUUUUUCAAAAAAGAUACAUGGAACUGACACUUUCCUAUCUCCCAUCCAUGUUGGAGCACUUUUAGUCCACAAACAGAAAAAGUCGAGCCGU
Messenger RNA from Sardina pilchardus (European sardine), 3108 nucleotides. RefSeq names its product adenylate kinase 5 (gene ak5). Bases 303 to 2012 code for a protein of 569 amino acids. The record is from RefSeq and is a predicted model, not a curated record. NCBI's taxonomy places the organism in Eukaryota, Metazoa, Chordata, Actinopteri, Clupeiformes, Clupeidae. Gene Ontology annotation, biological process: nucleobase-containing compound metabolic process. The transcript has 14 exons. Gene Ontology annotation, molecular function: ATP binding; nucleoside diphosphate kinase activity. Gene Ontology annotation, cellular component: cytoplasm.